Molecule: messenger RNA, 2916 nt
Organism: Betta splendens (Siamese fighting fish)
Lineage: Eukaryota; Metazoa; Chordata; Actinopteri; Anabantiformes; Osphronemidae
Product: myocyte-specific enhancer factor 2A-like
Exons: 10
Coding region: 287-1666 (459 amino acids)
Biological process (GO): positive regulation of transcription by RNA polymerase II; heart development; cell differentiation
Molecular function (GO): RNA polymerase II cis-regulatory region sequence-specific DNA binding; DNA-binding transcription factor activity, RNA polymerase II-specific; protein dimerization activity
Source: RefSeq, a predicted model, not a curated record
AGUCUAAACGCGCGCGCGCACGCGCUCGCGCUGGGAGGAGCCGCGGUUCCGCCGCCUCGACUUUGUCAGUUUCCUAAAUAUAGCGGAGAGGCUGUGAGCGUCCGCCGGAGCCGCAGCGAUAACGUGUGCGUCUGGGCAGGAGCUGCGCGAGCACCGCGGGGCAAGCCAUGCCAAGGUGAUACGGGAGGAGCAGAAUCCACAUUGGGGACAUGUGUUAAAGCUUUCCUGUCUAUCUCUUGACAACCGGGAGCCCGCCGAUAUUCUUCUCCAGCUCCAGCGUUCCAAAAUGGGGAGGAAGAAGAUCCAGAUCACCAGGAUCGUAGACGAGAGGAACCGGCAGGUGACUUUCAUGAAGAGGAAGUUUGGUCUGAUGAAGAAGGCAUAUGAGCUAAGCGUGCUGUGUGACUGUGAAAUCGCCCUCAUCAUUUUCAACAGCUCCAACAAACUCUUUCAGUACGCCAGCACAGACAUGGAUAAAGUGCUGCUGAAGUACACAGAGUACAAUGAGCCGCACGAGAGCAGGACCAACGCUGACAUCGUGGAGGCCCUGAACAAGAAGGAGCACAGAGGGUGUGACAGCCCCGAAGCUGAGUCCUCCUACGUCCUCACCCCCAGCACCGAGGAGAAGUACAAGAAGAUCAAUGAGGAAUUCGACAACAUGAUGAAGAGUCAUAAAAUUUCCACAGGCCUUCCUCAGCAGAACUUCAUGCAUGUGGCACAAAGCAGCAUGACCUACAGCCCUGGAGGAGGAGGGGGAGGAGGAGGAGGAGGAGCGACCUCCCAGGCACUCGCUGCAGCCACAGCAGCUCUGACUGAAAGUGGAAUCCUCUCGUCCCAACACUCACACCUCCACCGAAGCAUAAACGCUCCACAAAGACCUCACAGCACUGGAAACGCAGGCGCCCUGCAAGCUGGCUCUGAUCUCGGCCUGCAAAAUGGAUCUGCACCAGUUGUGAAUGGCUUUGUGGCUUCACCUGGUGGGAGCAGUUUGGGGAAGAUUUUACCCCCCAAAUCUCCUCCUCUUCCACAUCCCGGUAACUGCGUCGUCCCCAACAGCCGCAAAAACGACCUGCGAGUUGUCGUCCCCCAGUCCAAGGGAAUGAUGCAAACCCUGAGCAGUCAGAGGCUGAGCAGCAGCAGCAGUCAGUCUAACCAGCCUCUGAGCACCCCGGGGGUCUCCAUCAACACGCCCAGCUUGCCUCAUCAGACUCUGGUCUACUCUGGCAUCAGCACUCCCUACAACAAUGAUUACUCCUUGAACAGUGCAGAACUGUCAGGCUUCGGCUCCCAUGCUGAUCUGUCUCUGGGCUCCAUGGCAGCAUGGCAGCACCACCAGCUGGGCUCACUGGGGACCGCUAGCUCCCAUCUCUCCAAUCACAACGUCAGCAUCAAAGCCGAGCCGAUCUCCCCACCCCGCAACCAUCGCAGUCAGUCAGGCUACAUGAGUCAGGCUCACGCCCCCCCUCACCCCCUCUCCUCAUCCAACCUGGCAGACAUAGGCAUGUCUCCUGCAGACAGCGUGAGCUCCUCGUGCAGCUCCCACGAGGGCGGCAGCGACCGGGACGAGCAGCAGCGGCAGGACUUCCUCCUGCUGCCUCUGAGUCGAGCCGAGGGCAGAGAGAGCCCGACGGUGAAACGGAUGCGAAUGGACAGCUGGGUGACCUAAAUCUUGCACAACACCAGGGAAAUCAGAGACAGUUUUAUGCAACUCAGCAGAGAAUUUUGUAGACGUGUUCUGUUAGGUUUCAUUGAGUUAUGGUUGUGAUUGCUGUUGAUCAAGUAUUUGAAAAGGGCUGAUCAACUUUACCUGUGACAAACUUCUUGUCGAUGUUGUACUCAGUGGUACUGUUAUUGGUACAUUUAACAUACUGCAAUAAGUCGUCAAUUUGAAGUGUAAAUCAGCCACAUACUGAUAUCAAGGGUCCAACUCUAAUAUAAUCUUUGGUUCCUCAUCCAGUGGGCUGCACUAAUGUGCACAGGGUAGUGUGACUUUAGUGUUCCAGCCGCUUCAUUUGAUCUUCUCAGGGUUUACAACAAUGAACGAAUCCAACAUGAAAAAGCAAUAUUCCUUCCAUACUGUAUCAUCAACCCUUGCACUCCUUCCUACAAAAGCACUUAUUUAUAUCAGCCAAAGCAGUAUGCUGUUCAUUUUAGGUUGUGUGUGUUUGUUUUGCACAGGUCUAGAAAAUAUUUCAUUCAUAUUUCAAAAUAAAAGCCAUAGGCACUUGUUCUGUAAGUACCACGAAUGAUGCUCUUAUUGUUUUGUAUAUACUGUAGUAUCUUUAAUAUAAAUAUAAAUAUAUAUCACUUUUUGCUGUAACUGUAAACUAUUCUGUCUGUUGUAUGAGUAGGACACCUCCACCGAAAUCUGGCAUAUGUUUAUUUUUAUGGAUGAUUUCCAGACUUGCGAGGUGUCUGCUGUAUAGUACAAAUCUAUUUUGUGAAAGACGACAUACAGUACUACACUCUUGUAAACAGGUCUGUAAACACAUGAAAUAUUUAGUACGCUGCACUCUAGACAACCACUUUUCUAGCUAAAACUUUAGGCUUUAAAACUGUUAAUUCAAAUAGAAAAGCUGUCAUGUGAUCUUGGGGCCAAAUUUGGCCGAACAAAUAAGACGAACAAUGAAAUUACUCAUCAAGUGACAAAGUUUGCACCAAUAUUUACGGUUGUGUGUUCACACUGUAUGUGAGGUUAUUUUCUUUGUUCUGGAUAUUUUUUAACUAUAAAUGUUACACUAGCUACAGCAACUAGUGUUAGCGCACCACACACGCAGCAAGAGGCUUCUCUGAUGGGAACUGCUGCUGUUUUACAGUAAAGGGUGGUCACACAAUCAUAUAUUGAUUUGACUUAUUUAUUUUUGUUUCUUGCAUUUUGUCUGGAGUUAGUUCACGAAUAAAAACGAUUCAUGUCUA